Messenger RNA from Gongylonema pulchrum, 187 nucleotides. The record is from the annotation of a GenBank genome assembly. NCBI's taxonomy places the organism in Eukaryota, Metazoa, Nematoda, Chromadorea, Rhabditida, Gongylonematidae.
UUACAACUUAUACGACUAUUGGCUAUGGCAACAUAACAGCAAACAGCAAACUUGGGAAGUUGGUGACGAUGCUUUAUGCAGCCAUCGGUAUUCCUCUUCUGCUGCUGAUACUGCACAAGCUAGGCCGGCAGUCACUUCGCGCCCUCGAAAGCUUCUGGGAGCACCUUCUCAGGCAAUUCAUAUAAUA